AUGCAAGAAGGUCGGCUGACUGUCCUCGCAGCACAAUCCCGGUGCGACGACUUGGAGGCACUAGGGUACAUGCAGGUGUAUUUCAUGCGUGGGAGACUUCCUUGGCAAGGUCUCAAAGCGAAGUGGGAUGCCCAAUACCUGCUGGUUUUGGAGAAAAAGCAGGCGACCAGUGCCAGCGAAUUCUGUGCGGGCCUACCAACCAAGUUCGUGGACUACUUCGACUAUGUGCAUAAUUUGCCUGAUGAGGAUUCUACUCAUCAGGCUGGAUAG
Molecule: messenger RNA, 270 nt
Organism: Cladophialophora immunda
Lineage: Eukaryota; Fungi; Ascomycota; Eurotiomycetes; Chaetothyriales; Herpotrichiellaceae
Exons: 1
Coding region: 1-270 (89 amino acids)
Biological process (GO): signal transduction; endocytosis; peptidyl-serine phosphorylation
Cellular component (GO): cytoplasm; nucleus
Molecular function (GO): protein serine/threonine kinase activity
Source: RefSeq, a predicted model, not a curated record